Molecule: messenger RNA, 1817 nt
Organism: Photinus pyralis (common eastern firefly)
Lineage: Eukaryota; Metazoa; Arthropoda; Insecta; Coleoptera; Lampyridae
Gene: nudE
Product: nuclear distribution protein nudE homolog 1
Exons: 7
Coding region: 294-1178 (294 amino acids)
Biological process (GO): centrosome localization; microtubule nucleation; mitotic centrosome separation
Cellular component (GO): kinesin complex; kinetochore; centrosome
Molecular function (GO): microtubule binding
Source: RefSeq, a predicted model, not a curated record
AAAACUGCACAACAACAAAGACGCCAUUUUCUUAACUGUUGUCAAAAUCAAAUUAUCGCCUACAUCUCCUGAAAUUUAAAAGGAACAAGUCCAAGAAACUAUUUUUGGUUAACAUUUUUUAUGAAAGUAAGUGAAAUUCCGUUACGGUCGUUAACAAUUUUCGUUUACGAAUUGCGUCAAACCUAUGAGUCAUAAUGCGAAGCUGGUGACAUUUGCGUUCCAUAUUUAAAAAAAAAUCACCUGUAAUGUUUUGUAUUGUAUUGAUUAGGUGAAUACUUAUAAGAAUCAAAGUAAUGGCUUUAUUAGAGCACCCCAAAUUCAACAGUUUAGAAGAUGAAAUGGUGUACUGGAAGGAUCUCGCACAGCAAGCUGUUCAAGAUAAAGACAGCGUACAACGAGAGUACGAAGACUACGUCAACGAUUCGCAGCAAUUAGAAAAAGAAUUCGAGAUCACAAUAGAACAACAAGAACGAACGAUAAAGGAAUUAAAAUCGAUGAAUAACAUAUUACAAACUAAGGUAGAUAACUCACAAUUAAAAAUGGAACAGACAAAUAGGGAAAAUUCCUCGUUGAGGUCCGACAUUGAUAUCUUUAAAGAAGAAAAAGAGGUUUUAAGUAAAUAUAUUCGAGAGCUAGAGCAAAAGAAUGACGACCUUGAGCGGGCACAGAGGGUUGUCGCAGAAACAGUGGGCGCUAUCGAAAUGUCACUCAACAGUGCAUUGGAACGAAAUGCGAUAUUAGAAUCGGAAGUAGACGAAAAAGAAUGCCUUAAAGAGAAACUGCAAAGACUGGCCGAUGAAACUAGAGACUUGAAGCAAGAACUGCACGUGCGAGAAAAGGAAAAAUGCCCCGAUAACGAUCGUUUAAUAAAUGGCCACGCCGUCUCGCUCAAUCUGGAUUCCAAUCGUCUUAAAGCGCAAGUCGAACCUCACUCCCCACUCAAACCCGAUUCUAAUGUAAAUUUAAAAAAUAUCGAUAUAAACACAAUUACUGCGCCGUUAUCGCCCGCUUCGAGGCUGUUGGCUGUGAAUAUUGUAGGAGAAAUUAUUCGAAAAGUCGGGCUGUCACGAUUCCUAUGUGAUCAGUGUGGCCGAAUGAAAUGUACCGAAUGUUCAGCCGUCAAAGCUACCGAUACGCGAAUUAUAAAUAAUCAAGAAAGAGCUUGGAAACCAAAUUAGGACGCUGCCGCAAUUGUGGAUAUAAUAAUUAUAAACCAGAUAAUAUGAGAACCCGUCACAGUACUAGAGGUUCGUCCCCAUCCAUCCAAGGAUUUACAAAGUAGAUUAAAAUCACUAAUUUACUCACUAACUUAGAAGCUAUCCACGAUAUUUAUAAAUAUCGCUGAAGUGGAGCAUUUUGUUUCUAAUUUUUCUCCACCACUUGCCGAAUGAAGAAAUAGUAGCGAUUUUUUUAUUGAUUUUUUAUUCCAAUUAGGUGGAUUGAUCAAAUUCUUACCUAUUUUUUUAUUGUAACGCUUUGUGAUAUAUUAUUUAUUGUUAUAUCAGUGACAGUUGCUCAUAAUACUUCCGUAAUUAUUCCUUAUUAUAUUUACCAAAUAUAUUAAUGAGAAUAAUAAUCCAACAAGGCUGGUUUUAUUUUAUACUUGGCGUUAAAGCGAUGAAUAUUUGUGUAUGUAUUGACAGUGUUUCUCUAUUUAGAAAUAAAAAUGUUACAUAUGUACGGCGUUAGGAGAUGCUAAAGGAGAUUUAUUUUUCGUAUCCUUUGAAUAGAUUUAUUUAAUUUAUUGUUAGUCGUUUAAUGUAGGUAACCUAAUUUGCUGUCGGAAUAGCUUAAAUAAAUGGGAUGUUAAUUUUUUA